CUGCCACCUAGUGCAGUCCUCGAAUAUCUCGUUAUGACUGGUACUACUGACUUACCUAAAGUUGUAUUUGUACUGGGACCUCCAGGAUGUGGCAAGGGAACGCAGUGCGCCAUGUUACAGAAGGCAAUGAACGCAUCUUUGUCAUCAAAAGCAUUCUUGAUCGAUGGUUUCCCGCGUAAUCAGGAUAACCUGGAAGGAUGGGAACGUGAAAUGGCUUCAAAAGCAAAAGUCCUUUUCGUCCUGUAUCUUCAUUGCCCAGAGGAAAUUUGUGUAAGAAGAUGUUUAAAUCGAAAUGAGGGGCGAUCGGACGACAACGAAGAAUCGCUGCGCAAACGGAUUAAAACGUACUGUACACAAACCCUACCAAUAGUUGAGCAUUACAGGACGCAAGAUCUUGUUCGAGAAGUGUCAGCAUGCGGUGCACCGGAGGAAGUAAGUGUUUCAGGAAUCACGAAAUUCAUUUAA
This is a messenger RNA of Gongylonema pulchrum, 465 nucleotides long. NCBI's taxonomy places the organism in Eukaryota, Metazoa, Nematoda, Chromadorea, Rhabditida, Gongylonematidae. The record is from the annotation of a GenBank genome assembly.